This is a messenger RNA of Knipowitschia caucasica, 303 nucleotides long. The record is from the annotation of a GenBank genome assembly. Lineage: Eukaryota; Metazoa; Chordata; Actinopteri; Gobiiformes; Gobiidae.
AUGUUUCCCAUCAACGACAACAAACCUGUAUCGUCCUUUGUUUCUUUUACCUCUCUCCUGUUUACCAGCGCACCCCUGAACACCUCCACCUCUUUUACCACCAUAACAUUGUCUCCCAAAAAAGCCGCAGCCCAGGGACCAGAGCCAGACCCCGCAGGCGACAGAAGGGCCCUCCGACUUCACACCGCUCCCUCCAGGGGGCCCCUACGGCGGCUCCCGGAGGAGACAUCACCGGCCCGACAGCGCGCAAACAAAACGGAAGAAGACCAGAGAGAGGAGAUGCAAGCGGUCGGGAGGCGCUAA